This is a messenger RNA of Scomber japonicus (chub mackerel), 2214 nucleotides long. Its product is annotated as synaptic vesicle glycoprotein 2A-like. The record is from RefSeq and is a predicted model, not a curated record. The transcript has 12 exons. Gene Ontology annotation, cellular component: membrane. NCBI's taxonomy places the organism in Eukaryota, Metazoa, Chordata, Actinopteri, Scombriformes, Scombridae. Gene Ontology annotation, molecular function: transmembrane transporter activity. The coding region runs from base 1 to 2214 and encodes 737 amino acids. Gene Ontology annotation, biological process: chemical synaptic transmission; transmembrane transport.
AUGGAGGACGGCUAUCAAAACCGGACUGCCUUUAUAAAAGGUGCCAAAGACAUUGCCAAAGAAGUCAAGCGGCAAGCCUCAAAGAAGGUCGGACGUUCAGUGGAUCGGGUGAGCGAUGAGUACAGCAAGCGUUCCUACAACCGAUUUGAAGAGGAUGAUGAUGAUGACUACCCCAUGCAGGGGAACCAGGACGGAGGCUACUACCGUGGAGACAGUCAGGCAGCCAACGACGAUGAAGGAGGCCACAGUGAUUCCACAGAGGGACACGAUGAGGAUGAUGAGAUCUACGAGGGCGAGUACCAAGGAAUCCCCAGAGCUGACUCAGGCAAGGGCAGUCUGGCUGGAGGCCCAGGCUCAGUGGGGGCUGGUGCUCAACAGUUCAGAGAUAUCGGGGCGUCCGAGGCGGAGAGGAGGAAGGACCAGGAAGAGCUGGCUCAACAGUAUGAGACCAUUUUACAAGAGUGUGGCCACGGGAAAUUCCAGUGGACCCUGUACUUCGUGCUGGGGCUAGCGCUCAUGGCAGACGGUGUGGAGAUCUUUGUGGUCGGGUUCGUCCUCCCCAGCGCUGAGAAGGAUAUGUGCCUGUCUGAACCUAACAAAAGCAUGCUAGGUCUGAUUGUAUAUUUUGGGAUGAUGGUCGGGGCGUUCCUCUGGGGAGCUCUGGCUGACCGGAUAGGACGUCGGCAGUCUCUCCUCAUCUCUCUCUCCAUCAACAGUGUCUUUUCCUUCUUCUCCUCCUUCGUCCAGGGCUACAGCACAUUUCUGUUUUGCCGGCUCCUCUCAGGUGUCGGGAUUGGCGGCUCUAUCCCCAUCGUGUUUUCCUACUACUCUGAAUUUCUGUCCCAAGAGAAGCGUGGCGAGCACCUCAGUUGGCUCUGCAUGUUCUGGAUGAUUGGGGGAAUAUAUGCAUCUGCCAUGGCCUGGGCUAUAAUCCCACAUUAUGGAUGGAGUUUCCAGAUGGGCUCAGCGUAUCAGUUCCAUAGCUGGCGUGUGUUUGUUUUAGUGUGUGCGUUUCCUUCUGUUGCAGCCAUCGCUGCCCUCAGUGCCAUGCCAGAGAGCCCACGCUUCUACUUAGAGAAUGGUAAACAUGAUGAAGGCUGGAUGAUUCUGAAGCAAGUUCACGACACUAACAUGCGAGCAAAGGGAUACCCAGAGAAGGUGUUUUCUGUCACCACAAUCAAGACGGUGAAACAGAUGGAUGAGCUGGUGGACACUGGCACCGACACUCCGGUCUGGCAACGCUACAGACUGAAGAUUAUGAGCCUCUCCCAACAGAUGCGGAAUAACAUUCUUGCCUGCUUCAGACCAGAAUAUAAACGGACGACUUUCAUGCUCAUGGCUGUUUGGUUUACCAUGUCUUUCAGCUAUUACGGCCUGACGGUGUGGUUCCCCGACAUGAUCAAGUACAUCCAGAAGCAGGAAUAUGAAUCCCGCACAAAGACCCUGGUCAAGGAACGAGUGGAGCAUGUCACUUUUAACUUCACCCUGGAAAACCAAGUGCAUCGCGAAGGAUACUACUUCAAUGAUAAAUUCGUCAACCUGAAGAUGAAAUCCAUGUUGUUUGAAGACUCUGUGUUUGAGGAGUGCUACUUUGAGGACAUCACCUCCAUACACACUAUCUUCAAAAACUGCACCUUCAUUGCAAGUUUGUUUUAUAACACAGAUUUGUUCAAAUAUAGGUUUGUCAACUGUAAACUGGCGAACAGCACGUUUAUCCACAACAAGGAGGGCUGCAUGCUGGACUUCAGCGACGACUUCAACAAUGCCUACAUGAUAUACUUUGUUAACUUCCUUGGCACGCUGGCGGUGUUGCCUGGCAACAUCGUUUCAGCUCUAUUAAUGGACAAAAUCGGGCGUUUGAGGAUGCUGGCGGGAUCAAGUGUCAUCUCUUGUAUCAGCUGUUUCUUCCUGAUGUUUGGCAACAGUGAGUCAGGGAUGAUCGCCCUCUUGUGUCUGUUUGGCGGCAUCAGCAUCGCCUCCUGGAACGCCCUGGAUGUGAUAACGGUGGAGCUCUACCCUUCGGAUAAAAGAACCACAGCGUUUGGCUUCCUUAACGCUCUCUGUAAACUGGCGGCCGUCCUGGGCAUCAGCAUUUUCCAGUCGUUUGUUGGCAUCACCAAGGCACUACCCAUCUUAUUUGCCUCUGGCGCGCUUGCUGCAGGUAGUUUCCUUGCGACAAAGUUGCCUGAAACACGAGGCCAAGUGUUGCAGUAA